AUGCCGGCCCAUCACCAGAAACCGGCCCCCCUCGCGCCGGCAUCGCCUCGAAACACUGCCAAAUACACUAACAAGGACGGCUCCAAGUUCAUCACCGUUCCCAAGGCCAGCCCGUCAGACUCGUCCCGGCCCUCGACGCCCACCAUCGCCAAAUCCAACAAGGCCCCGCCGCCCGCGGACUCGACAGGCCUCGACACGUCGGCGCCUACGGUAAAUCGCAAGAAGCAGAAGCGGCGGCAAAAGGCUGCGGCCAAGGCGGCCGCUGCGCAGGCUGCCAAUGGCCAUCCCAGCCCCGCUCUCAGCUCCGACAAGCAGAUGCCCGCGGACUAUGAGCUUGUCGCAAGUGAUGAGGAUGAUGACGUUUAUGAUCUAGCUGACGACGCGGAGCCUAUGCCGACGACGAAUGGCCACAUCAUAGAUCCUAAAGCUAAUAAAAAGAACAAGAAAAAGAAGAAAAAGACCGGUCCCGGUGUUCACGCCGAGGAGAUGGAUCUGGCACAACAUCCGACUCCGGCGCCGCGUGGCUCUGGAAUGUCUAGGGAUAAGAUAUGGAGUACUAGCAAUCACGAGGAGCGCGAGCGUAUCAAGGAGUUCUGGCUUGGCCUGGGCGAGGAUGACCGGAAAUCCUUGGUCAAGGUGGAAAAGGACGCCGUACUAAAGAAGAUGAAGGAGCAGCAGAAGCAUACCUGUAGCUGUACCGUCUGCGGGAGGAAGCGCACUGCCAUCGAGGAGGAACUGGAAGGUCUGUAUGAUGCAUACUAUCUCGAGCUCGAGCAGUUUGCAAAUCAAGGAGAGGGCCCCCCAAUGCUACCCCCUCCUCCCCGAGACUUUUCGAUCCGCCAAACGCGAGGUUUGCCCGGAGGAUACCCCCGGCCUCCCCCAGCUCGCGGUCGAAUAGUGGAGCACGUGGGCGACGAUGACGAAGAGUUAGAAGAAGCAUACAGUGAAGACGAAGCGGAGGACGACGAGUAUAGCGACGACGAACCUCCCGAAGAAUUUCACGGCUCUCCUGACCGAGACGUAGCUGAUUUCUUGACGUUUGGUAACAGUCUCCAAGUCAAGGGCGGCAUUCUCACCGUAGCGGAUGACCUACUCAAAAACGACGGCAGGCGCUUCAUCGAAAUGAUGGAGCAACUUGCAGAACGUCGAAUGGCCCGAGAAGAGGACGCGCGAGAGCACUUCGCUCGCGGCUACGGUCAUCCCAACGGCUCAUACUCCGCUCCUCACAACCAUCCUCCUCCUGAAGACGAAGACUACGAGGACGAAGAAGAGGAGGAGGAAGAGGACUACGACGAUAGUCAAGAUGAGGAGUAUGAGGAUGAAGAGGACCCGAUGACAGAAGAGCAGCGAAUGGAAGAAGGCCGACGCAUGUUCCAGAUAUUCGCCGCCCGCAUGUUCGAACAACGAGUACUAUCCGCGUACAAAGAGAAAGUGGCCAAGGAGCGUCAAGAAAAGCUACUAGAAGAGCUGGAGGAGGAAAGCCGAGCGGUAGACGAGCAAAAGGCGAAAAAGGCAAAGAAUGCUCAAAAGAAGAAGGACAAGGCGGCCCAAAGGAAGCAAGCGCUUGCGGACGAGAAGGCUCGAAAAGAAGCCGAGAAGGCCGCCGAGGAAACCGCCCGAAUCGAAGCCGAGAGGAAGAAGAUUGCUGAGCAGAAACAGAAAGCCGAAGAGAAACGCAAGCAGAAGGAAGCCCAAAAGAAGGCCGAGGAGGACGCGCGGCUAAAGAAGGAGGCUGAACGACUGCGGCGGAUCCACGAGCAGAAAGAGAAGCAAGCCGAAGUGGAACGAAAAGCGCGCGAGGCUAAAGAGCGAGAAAAGAAGCUCAAGGAUGAGCAACGCACCAAAGAGCGGGAGGCCCGAGAGCAGAAAGAGCGAGAGGCUCAGGAGCGUAAGGAGAAACAGGAACGCGACAAGCGAGAAAAGGAGGCCAGAGCUGCAAAGUCCCAGAAGGAGUCUCGAGAGGCCGCAGAGGCUGCCAGAGAAGAACAGCUGCAACGAGCCAAGGAAGAAAAGGCUGCGCCAAAGGUUUCCUCUGUUCAGAUAGCCCAGACUCAACCCUCACAGCCUGCCAAGCUCUUGCCUCAACAUCCUCCUAAUCCAGCAAGCUUCAUUUCGCCAAAGAUUCCCGUAGCAACUCCGGCAAUCCCCAAGGCACCAACUCCCAUACGGCCGAGGACGACAUCUCAGCAACACGGGACCGGGCCGGCAAGCUCAUCUGACUCGCAGACAGCAUCCGUUCCCAGCCAGAGCGCAUCACCACAUUCUGUCACGCCAGUGUAUACCAGCCCGAGUUCGACUGGGCCCGAGAGGAGAAUCAGCGCAGGCACUCCGCUACCCAUGAUGAACAUGCAGCCUCCUCCAGGGCUGGGUCCCCAUGGGCCUCCACCCCCGCCCGGGUUUCGACCGAAUCCUGGUCAUAAUAUGAUGAUUCCGCCGCCUGGUAUUAACAGCUCUGCGGUUCGCGGCUAUCCACCCGUCACAAUGCCCCCUCCCGGAGACGGUCCUGUCAUGACACACGGGCGCCAAGGUUCCAUUGGAUUCGAGAGCGCGCCCGGUACUCCUGGACAGCCGAUUGGACGACCAGCACCGAUAGGACGUCCUGGCAGCGUCAGUCAUGGAUAUUCGCGUGACAAGGAGGAGGACACGCAGCAUCUCGGAAGCCGUGUUCUUGUUGAAGACGAUGAGCCAUUGGGUGCAGAUGCUGGUGUUGGCGGCAUGCGUCAUCAACCACUAGGACCCCGAGGCGGCUUUGCUGCAGGCCCUUUUAUCGACUCCGGAUUUCCAAUGGGCCACAACCCUUGGGGUCCCAUCAACAGCCCUCCGCAGCCUUUCCCUCCCGCUACGGCCCAGCAGCCAUUUGCUCUACCGACAUUUGGCAAUCCAGGCUGGGGUCCUCCAAGCGGCCCACCAGGAUUUCAUGUUGGAUCUCCGAGCGGAUUGGGAUCCAUUCGCGCCCAGCCUCGCCACGUAACAGUGCGCCUGCUACUCUCACAGGCGUGCAAAGAGUUGACAAAUUCGACCACUGCCGACAAGGAUGGUUACGUUGAUCUGGUAGACAUCAAGGGACAUGUCAGUCUGGUGUCUGGUGACCCCAGCAUCUCGGAACAAGACCUGUUAAACCUUUGCGAUACUGUCGGCAGUCUGUCAAAUGGUGGGGGGUCCUUUGAUGUGAAGCAAGAUGCUAUGGGGCUCAAGAAGAUACGAUGGGUUCCUGACACGGACGAGGGGCUAAAUCCUCAUUUUCGGGCAGUCGGAGCUCCCGAUCUCGAAAAGAUGCAGCACAUGGGAACUGAAGAGAGCCCUUCUAGGCGGAUGAACCUAUUGGAACGGAUCGGUGUCACCCCGCCGUCUGCUACGGCUGAGUCCCGGGCACUUCGCAUUGCGAUGGGCAUGAAUACUACGGAUACUGCGCAGGCGUCGACAAAUACACAUACGCACAGAGACGACGCUUCUCUCUGGGAGAACAAUCAGAGUACUAUGAGAGGAACGCACAAAAAGGGUAUCAGCGAAAACAUUACAUACAGCGGCUAUCAUGGGAAUGCUACGGAUGAAAGCAGUAAAGUGGACACCUGGGUCGGCUUUUACAACCCCCGCAAGAAUGGGAGAAGAUCUUUGGGCCCUUGA
This is a messenger RNA of Trichoderma breve, 3624 nucleotides long. Its product is annotated as salt tolerance down-regulator domain-containing protein. The record is from RefSeq and is a predicted model, not a curated record. The coding region runs from base 1 to 3624 and encodes 1207 amino acids. The transcript has 9 exons. NCBI's taxonomy places the organism in Eukaryota, Fungi, Ascomycota, Sordariomycetes, Hypocreales, Hypocreaceae.